Molecule: messenger RNA, 1366 nt
Organism: Fusarium redolens
Lineage: Eukaryota; Fungi; Ascomycota; Sordariomycetes; Hypocreales; Nectriaceae
Product: inhibitor of apoptosis-promoting Bax1-domain-containing protein
Exons: 3
Coding region: 197-1024 (275 amino acids)
Cellular component (GO): membrane
Source: RefSeq, a predicted model, not a curated record
CCCACAUGACCUCCCCGGAGCGCUUCCCUAUGGGCCUCGCAUCAUCGAUGACUGACCCGAACUUUCCAUCGCUUUAACCUUUUUAACCUCGAAACCCAACCCUAUUACGACACCUCCUCGUACGACCUUUCUUUCAACCAACUCAACUCACAAAAAAUCGAAGGAAUUCUCGCUACGUACGCGCACAAUCGCCGCGAUGGCUUCCAACACCAAGUACCAGCCGGCUCCUCAGAGCGACCCCGACGACUACACCCACGCGCCCCCCGCCUACGCUGAGGGCUCGGCUGCUCGCGAUGAGACUCAAGGCCUCUUUGGUGCGCCCCGCAAUAGUGAGGACAACCUUCCAGAUGAUUUCAAGUUUGGUGGCUCUGUAGCUGAGGCUACUGUUGAUAUCCGCAACCAGUUCGUUCGCAAGGUCUACACCAUCCUUACUGUCCAGCUCCUCGCCACUGCUGGAGUGAGCAGCCUCACAUUCUUCAGCACUGGUUACAAGGACUGGAUCCAAAGCCACCCCGGUGUCGUUUGGGCUUCGCUCUUUGGUGCCAUGAUCUUCAUGGGUUUGACCUACUGGAAGCGCAAGUCUUACCCGACUAAUCUCCUCUUCCUCUCGCUCUUCACCCUCGCCGAAGCUUACACCAUCUCUGUUAUCGUAUCAUUCUACAAGACAUCCAUCGUUCUCAACGCUGUCGUACUUACUGCCGGUAUCUUUGUCUUCCUCACUCUCUUCGCCUGCCAGACAAAGUACGACUUCACAUCAUGGAUGCCUUACCUCUUCGGUGCUCUCUGGGGUCUCGUUAUCUUCAGCUUCAUGGCCAUGUUCUUCCCUUACAGCUCUACCGGCGAGCUCAUCUACGGCGGCCUUGCUGCUCUGAUUUUCAGUGGCUACAUUCUCGUCGACACCCAGCUUGUCCUUCGCCACCACCAUGUCGAGGAGGAGAUUGCCGCUGCCAUCAGCCUCUACCUCGACAUUAUCAACCUCUUCCUCGCUAUUCUGCGCAUUCUCAACAGCCAGUCUAAUAACUAAGCGCUGCCGACCUGUAAGAGUUUAACGAGGUGUAGACGCGAGACCUAUGGACCGAUGACUCGGUUCUUAACUUCCAUCCCUGUGCUACCAAGAUUGUGUUAUGCGAGCUGUGUCUGAUUAAAGAGCUAUCUUAAUUUGUGUCACGGACGGUUUCCCUAGUCAGACUAUGGACUUUGGCGUUUUUGGAGAGAGAUUGGUUUCCUUUAUUAUACGUUGAUUGGGCUGUCUAAACAGCUUAUACUUAGUACAUGAUAAUUGAUAGUCAUCAUCAUAAACCUAGAAACCAUUGAGUAUUUUGGAGUAACAGGAUGCGGUGAGUGUUCAAUGGUUCAGCAAUCGUAU